Messenger RNA from Schistosoma mattheei, 1265 nucleotides. NCBI's taxonomy places the organism in Eukaryota, Metazoa, Platyhelminthes, Trematoda, Strigeidida, Schistosomatidae. The record is from the annotation of a GenBank genome assembly.
AUGAUAAGCCUACUGAUUAUCUCAUUAUUAUUCUGCUUAUGUUUCAAUUGUGAAUUACAUAAUCAGUCAUUACAUCAUCAUCAUAACAGUAUAGAUUAUCAUCUAUUAUGGACAAUAUGGAAAUUACGUUAUCAUCAAUAUUAUAGAAAUCAAAUUGAUGAAAUCAAUUCUUUUACAUUAUGGAAAAUCAAUAUUGAUCAAAUUUUAUUACAUAAUUUAUAUUAUGAUUUACAAUUAAAAACUUAUCGUAAAUCAAUAAAUCAAUAUACCGCUAUAAAUUGGAAUGAUUUUUAUCAAAAUAAAAAAAAGAAAUUAAACUUAUUACAUCAUCAAAAAAAUCGAUUAUUAUUAUUAGUUAAGGAGAAAUAUAGAAGUAUCAAUCGAACAAAUAAUAAUCAUAAUGAUUUACCAGAUAUGAUUGAUUGGAGGGAUAAUGAUACUGUGACACCAGUAAAAACACAAAAGGAUUGUGCAUCUUCAUGGGCAAUUGCCUCAGUCGAAGCGCUUGAAGGGCAACUUAAAAGAAAAACAGGAAUUCUUACCCCAUUAUCAUCACAACAACUGGUAGAUUGUACUGGAGAUCGUGAAUGUGUAGAGAAUCCAGUAUCAGUGGCAUUUGAUUAUAUAAAAGAGUAUGGUGUAGAAUCUCAAGAAGAUUAUCCUUUUACUGGUAAAGUUGGGAAUUGUACAUAUAGUUCAUCAAAGAGUGUGACAACUUUAUCCUCUUAUAUACAAGUGGAUGAUAAUGAGGAGGAACUUCAAAAAGCUGUGUAUAAUAUUGGCCCUAUAGCAGUAAGAAUUACUAUGACUCAGGAAUUUCUUACUUACGGGAGUGGAGUUUUAUUAAUAGACGACUGUCAAAAUGAAGAACCAUUCGAAUCCGUUUUACUUGUAGGUUAUGGUAUAGAGAAUGAAAUACCAUAUUGGUUAGUUAAAUUUAGUUUGGGUGAAGAAUUCGGUGAUCAUGGUUAUAUGAAAUUAGCCAGAAAUCAUAAAAAUAUGUGUCAUAUUGCUAGUUUUGCAUAUUAUCCUGUCAUAUGAUCGAUAUUUUAUGCCAUAAUAUGAACUAAUAAUGAGCCGGUAAAAAUCAGUAACGUAGCCAAGUUUAACAUAAUGAUUCCAUAGUAUCAUUUAUACUCUUCAUUAUUUUGUUUAUUAAAUUCUUUACCAUACAAUUUGUAGUAUUAUUUCAUACCAAGCUUCAGUUUCCAUGAAUCGGACUAUUGAUAUUGGUUUAAGCGUCUUUAUUUAUUUAUUUUAACACA